Messenger RNA from Cucurbitaria berberidis CBS 394.84, 1234 nucleotides. RefSeq lists its product as uncharacterized. Lineage: Eukaryota; Fungi; Ascomycota; Dothideomycetes; Pleosporales; Cucurbitariaceae. The transcript has a single exon. The record is from RefSeq and is a predicted model, not a curated record. Bases 347 to 1045 code for a protein of 232 amino acids.
UUCAGCCCCUGAAACCGCAGCUACUCGAGACCGACCUGCAUGACCUUUUUUCCUUCAUCUGGGCUCAUGAUACACAUGCGUUUGACCAUCCUCGAUACCGCAUUCAAGUCGCGUUUACUAUUCUCUUGGCAUUUCAUUUGGGGUUGCAGCCCAAGGGUGCUUUAAGGGAGGGGUUUUACUACAAAGACACCAGAAUCCUCUUGACACGAUACGAGAAUGAAAUGCGAGCAUUGCUUGUGAUAUGCUUCGAGAACCGAGAGAACACGAAAACAUCUCAACGGCGAUGCAGGUGAGUUGAGCUUUGGGUAGAGAAAGUAACACUGCUAAUCAAGAGUGGAGCAGAGAGAUGGUUCUUGUGGAUGAUCCUACUAAGCGCCAUAUGUGUCCCGUUACUCUGUUCCUUUCAAUGGCAAUUGCUGAUGGGCUGAUUGAUGCAAUUCAUCAAGCUAGUGAAGUUCAACAAUGGCCCAAUUGGACGCCUCUCCCAUAUAGCCCAAAUCUCGUUCAUUUGCCUGUACUCCGACGGACUGGAAACAAAUCUAGGCUCAUAUCAUCGUGUGAGAUGAAGCCAACUGUGUUGCAUAGAAUUAUGCAUGCACAGAUUCAAAGAGCAGGACAUGAGGAAACUUUUGCGACCUUACUUCGGGAUGUUAGAACGGCUACCCAGCGAGACAAGCGACUAAUAAAUAUUGACUUUGCGCCGCUCUUGAUUGGGCGCGGACAGGGUCAAACAGUGUCUAGAUUGCUAGGACCUCAACUAGACCUCCGCAACUUAUGUCGGGAUACGAAGACUUUUGCUACAGGUUCAUCAAUCCUCAAGGAUCCGUUUCCGCUGCCCUCAAUUGUACAAAUUCAGCUCAGAUACGAUGUAACACGGUUGAUGAUAAUCUCCUGUCUUUACGAAAUUUCCUGCAACACAAUCCCUGAUAUAUUACGGCCAUUUAUCAAAGCCGCUGAAUCCGUUGCGUAUGAACCGUACUACUUGGAUGCUGAGCCUGAUGCACAAGGGGCUUGUAGAUGGUGCGGUAUUCGAUUACCUCGGUAGGUCCUUAAUUAUUCACCAUUCUAACGAAGACUAAUUUCCUGCAGUAUACCUCUGAAGAUGCAUUUACUUAGAUGUGCCCAAAAGGCUAAAAGUCUCGAGGCUUCAAGGCGGCUACAAGACAUUACAUGGUGCUGUGAAUGGGCAUCGUGUACUUUCCAAUUCUCCAGUGCGGACUCAGCUGCGUCUCAC